Molecule: messenger RNA, 4748 nt
Organism: Branchiostoma floridae (Florida lancelet)
Lineage: Eukaryota; Metazoa; Chordata; Leptocardii; Amphioxiformes; Branchiostomatidae
Product: SH3 domain-containing kinase-binding protein 1-like
Exons: 18
Coding region: 164-2332 (722 amino acids)
Molecular function (GO): protein binding
Source: RefSeq, a predicted model, not a curated record
AGUUUGGGUUUCUUGCAUUUUCCACAUUCUGCUGUGUUUACGAGAUCACGUGACAUCCUGAGCUGGAGCUCAAGUUUGCAGCUAACUUUAUUUUCUUCCCAGUUUGCCGCUAAAAAUCCUUUCCAGACCGGGAUCGAUCCACUACCACGGGAAGGAAUGAACCAUGGUUGAGGUACGGGUGGAGUUUGAUUAUGAAGCAGAGCUGGAUGACGAGCUGUCGUUAAAGAUUGGUGACAUCAUCACCAACGUGAAGCAGCAAGAUGGCGGCUGGUGGGAGGGCGAACUGAACGGGAAGAAGGGCGUGUUCCCCGACAACUUUGUCAAGGUGAUAAAGAAAGGAUCUCCCCCGGCCAAACCAUCAGACAAGACAAACAGCCAAGAUAAGGACGAGGGGGGCAACGUGGCCAAGCUGGCGUCCCGGCUGAGCAUGAGGGGGGUCCCCCUGGCAGGCAUGGCCCCUCCUGGAGAGGGGGGUGUCACGAGAAGACCCACUGUGCAGAGGAGAGACCCAGCCCAAGCAGAAAAGACCAGAAAGCUGCGCUGCAAAGCCCAGUACAGCUACGCCCCAGAAAACAUGGACGAGCUUCGUCUGGAGGUGGGGGACGUGAUUGAGAUCCUGAAACAGGAGGAGGAGGGGUGGUGGGAGGGGUCGCUGAACGGCAAGUCUGGCGUCUUCCCAUCCAACUUUGUCGAAGUCAUCAAGGAAGAGGAUAAGGAGAACAUUGAGGAGCAUCAGAAGGAAAAACCUACUGCUCCACCACCUCAGCAAGAAGAAAAGAAUGGCCCAAGUGGUGAACCCCCGCAGCAACUCAAACAACCCAAGAAAGUACGAGGGGUCGGGCUGGGGGACAUCUUUGGCAACAGUCCUCUCACGCUGCGUACAAAGGCUACAGACUCUGUCCACGAGAAAGACAAACACUCACAUACAGACCACAUUGCCAAGAGUGGCUCACUGAAAAAGAAAGCUCCGCCUGUCCCAAGUGAACCCCCAGCUAAGGAUGAAAAAGCGCCCAAGCCAGUAGAAAAGGCGAAAGUUCUCUUCGACUACACGGCAGAGAACGAGGAUGAGCUGACGUUAAAGGUCGGGGAGGUCAUCAUCAUCAGGAGUAAGGAGAGUGUGGACAGUGGUUGGUGGGAGGGAGAGGUCGGCGGCAGGGUCGGAGUCUUCCCCGACAACUUCGUGGAACUGCUGCCACCAGAGGAGCAGGGGCCAGACGUGCCGCCUAGACAGGUACUACGGAAAGUUCUUCCUCCUCGACCAAAGAAGCCGCCACCACCAUCGGCCUCAGUCAAACCUGUAGGAGGUCCAAACAAGCUUUCUCACGACAAGAAGCAUGAAGAGAAACAUGACGAGAAAGCUGAAAAAAAGGAGCACACAGACAAACCAACCAACAAACCCGACGAUCUCCCUGCCAGGCACCUGGGUAGUCUGGGUAGAAAACCUGGCACACUACCCCCCAAACCUUCAGGUUCCAUUGAGGAAAAGUUAGACAAAAAGUCGGCCACCCUCCCGAUCAUUCCUCCUAAGAAGCCGGGUCCUCCAACCACAGCCAAGAAACCAACCUUCGCAAAAAGUACAGAAUCUCUCAACUCUACAUCAUCCACUGAACAAAAUGCAGACGGUGAGCUUGGUAACUUUGACCACAUUCAGGUGUCCCCAGACAAACUGACACACCUGACAGCACAGAGAGCCAAACAUCCCAACAGGAGACCCCCCUCCAUGUUCGCCUCUCCUAAGCCUGUAUCUACCUGGAAGAAAAAUAAUAAAGGGAGGCGACCUAUACAACAUGUAGCUACUGGUGGUUUUCUGAACUGGGUGGCUGAGAAUGGGAAUGAAGUGGAGGAGAGCAGGACAGAAACGGUGGAGAAAAAACAACCCGAGGUAAUAAAAGAAAAAUUGAAAGAAGAAAAGGAAGAAAAGGAGGAAGUUGUCCAGCCCCCCUGGGCUAAGGAUAUCCGUAAGGGGGCCUCUCUCAGGAGGGGGGUGAUACCCCCUACUACAAAGGAGGAGCCUCUGCCUGAGAAGAGACCACCACCUCCUGCUGUUCACAGGGCAAAACCAACCCUGCCGCUCCAAACACCCGCAAAACCAGACAGCAAACCUACCACCCCUACAGAAACUCCUGUAACCACACCAGGAACUCCAUUAGACUCGAAGGCAGUAGAGGAGCUCCGUGGUGAGGUCCGGACGCUGAAGGAACAGAUGAACAAGAUGCAGUCGGACCAGAGACGCAGAAUGAACGAGCUCCUGAACGAGAUUGACGAGGAGAAGAAGGUGCGCAUGGCCAUGCAGGUUGAGCUGGACAGACUCAAGAAGCUGGUCAUGUCAUAACACUGCGGCCUUGUGGGAAGACUGAAAGGAAUUGUGGGAGUUUGGGUGAACGUGACCACCUCGGUGCUGUAUUCUGUGUGUAUAGAGAGAGACUAUGGGGGAAAAUAGGAAAUUAGAAUCAAUCACUUAUGCCUUGUUAUGUCUGUUCAAUCCUAUGAUAUUUAGCAAGAAAAAAGGUGGUGAAAUCACCAUUUUGAUAAUCAUAUAUUACCAGGUCAUUGUCAUUUGAAUAUUUCCUUAGAGCUGUGUCAGCCUUUGCUCGUAGCUACUGCUUAUGAAAUGAUUGAAAUUCUUGGUGACUUCACUCACAAAACUAGCAACAAACAGCAACUACAUGUAGUUUCUAAGGUCUCAGAGAUAAUAAACUAUCCAGUUCCAAUGCAAACAAUUUUUAUGAAGGUGCAACAUUCUUUAGGUAAUACUUGUUCACCUUUAUCUGCAGGGCAACCCACAUCCGUUGUUUUUAAAAACGGUACUUGGUGAUUUCAAGUCAACUAUUUCAAAUUGCAAUAUUUUCAAAAUAUUGCAUUUUUUAAAACAACUGUAUGCAUCAUUUAACUUGAUAUGUCUAAGAACCCUGUUUUUAAAAACAACGGAUGUAGGUUACCCCACGGAUAAAGGUGAGCUAAUGUUAAUUACUAUGGUUAAAGUUUAACCCUCAGCACUCCAAGGGUGCCCUUAAUCAAUACAUGGUAUCUACAUGUACAUUUGUAUGUACCUGGCACCUCAUUAGAGAGAGGACUUAAGGUUAAUAGACAGCAGAAGCAGCUUGUCUUUACCUUUCCUAGAACUUCUUAACCACAUGUCAGUGAAACACUUCAGGUAGACUACAACUCUCAUUUUCAAAGGACUUUCAUUUCUGUAAAGUCUUCUGUACGAAAUCAAGCAGUCUAAAAUAUCCAGAGGAAGUACUUGAACUUGGCAGAAAAUUUAUUUUGUGUACUCAUCAGUUAUACUCAUCAGUUAUGUUCAGAAGAUAACAUUGUGUUCCUGCCAAAUCAAAGCAUUCUAUAGUAAGAUGCAUUUGUAAAUUGUAUGACAUGAUACACUGUACAGAGGCUACUAGAGGCUAGAAGUCAGCACAUAAAAGUACAUUUAACAAUGCUGCAAACCAAUGAACAACAUUUAUAUAGAUGUGUUUCUAUGUACAUUUACUGUAUCACUAGCAAAUCUACACUUUAUGUAUACUUAAACCUAAGUGCUCAUUAAAAUGAAGGACACUAUUAGUUGAUAAUUGUGUAGUUUUGGGGUCUCACACCAGAGUACCUCUGCACUCCAAAACAAAACAAUAUAUGGGCAUACUUCUGUAUAGUCACAUCAAAUGGUAUGUUCCCAAAGGAACCAUUCUGGUUGGUUGAGAGUAUGUUGAGGUUUCAUACAAUGUUAUUGGCUGUAAAUGUCAACUCUGCACUACACAGGACAGUGCAUAUUGUAGUCUUUAUGCAAGGUUCUAAAAGCAAUAUUAGUCAAUGCCUUAGUACUCUGUGGUUUUCUCCUGAUGAUGCCAUGGGCAGUUACACACCUGCACUGUCCGCUAGCCCUUAUGUCCACCUAGGUAAUCUCCAAGCAGAUCUUUGGAGGGCAAACUCAUAACUGACACAGUGGGCAGUGCAACAGAUCUUGGUCAGCAGAUUGCCCCCAGAACUUCUUUGAGAUUAGACCUAGACACAAGAAAAUGUUUGAAUCCCAAAGAAUUCUGCUGGCUGCAAAACAUUUAAAUGUAUUUUCUUCAUAUUUGGUUCCCACGAAUGUAAGCAAUGGGUAGAAUUGGUGCUGGUGCCUUUUGCAACAAGACUUAAUUGACAAGCAAUUACUGGAAGUUUCUGGUAGCUUACUCUUUUGGUGUUCCAGAGGUUUUAAGUUUGUCAUGCAGCAAAGUAGAUUCUAUUGUAGAAACAGCAAAGUGAAAGAAUGCAUUACAUCGCAUCACAUAAGAUUUUAUUUCUGUGUCAGAUUACUUUGCUGGUUACAGUUGAUCAUUAGCCAAUGAAAACACUUUCCCAUUUUCAUGAGCCAAUCAGAACAAGUGUGACAAUGCCUUAUACAUAGUGACAUGCUCUUAUGGCUCUCUGUCGACUGUUUUGAUUUGUCGAUAGCUUGUUGUCUGUAAUUUGUUUAAAUGCUGCAGACUUCUGACUCAUGAGAACUAGCUAUACAAGUUAUAAUUCUAUUGUUAUCAAUAUGGGGCCUUCAUUCAAUGAGUAAUUUUUUUGUGUAUUUUGAUGUUAUUUGUAUCAUUUAAAUGGGGCUGUUGUACAGCACUAUAUACUACAAGUAUCAGCCUAGAUGAUCUUUAUAGUACUUUAUGGCAUCUAUUAUAUAGUUUUUCUUUAUAUAUUGUAGACGAAAUAUGAAUAUUUUCCUUCUGAUUUAGAGUUUGCAUCUGCCUUUAAAUAUAUAAUGUACUUAUGCCUAA